Molecule: messenger RNA, 903 nt
Organism: Heterotrigona itama
Lineage: Eukaryota; Metazoa; Arthropoda; Insecta; Hymenoptera; Apidae
Source: the annotation of a GenBank genome assembly
AUGGAAAAUAAUAUACUUCAUGGUCUGCCAAUAAAAGAAAUACCAAAUAUAACUUUAGGGAAACAUAUAUUCGAUUGUCUACAUUCCAAUGGCGAACAUAUUGUGCAAAUAGAUGCUAAUACUAAUAGACACUACACCUGCAAGGAUAUCCUUGAGAAAAGCAUAAUAGUAUCUAAUGCUUUGAGGAAUUAUGAGAUCAACGUCGAAGACAGAAUUUCUAUUGCUGCGGAAAAUCAUCCAAAUUACAUGAUAGUAAUGUGUAGCUCAUUAUUCAUCGGAGCUACAUUUGCACCGCUGAACCCGGCAUAUACAGAAAGAGAAUUUAAACAUAUGUUGGAAAUUUAUCAACCACGAGUACUAUUUAUAUCUCGACGUACCGAAAAGAUUUUAGCGAAAAUUGCAUCUACUUUGAGCUGGAAUAUAAAAUUAAUAGAAUUGGACGACAAGUCUCUUGAUGAAAAUAUAAUAACAUUAAAGGAAAUUAUGGAGAAAUAUAGAAAUAUCAUGGAUCCCAAUACGUUUUUACCAAUACAAAUAGAUGACAACAGUAAGAAAAUGGCAGUUAUUUUCUGUUCCAGUGGUACAACGGGCUUUCCAAAGGGAGUGAUGUUAUCCCACAAAAAUUUAUUAGUUUUCAUGCAAACUGCAAACUAUCCAAGUUGUAUAAAUAUUCAACGUGGAGAACGAAUACUGAUUUUCUUGCCACUGUUUCACGGUUAUGCAUUUGGAAUGAUGAACAUAGCAAUAAGUUGUGGUGCAACUGUAUGCAUAAUGCGAAAUUUUGAUUUAGAAACGUUGCUCAAAUCCGUUGAACAAUAUAGAAUUACGAAUAUCCCGUUGGUUCCUCCAGUUUUAGUAACGCUUGCGAAACAUCCAAUGGUGUUAAAUUACGACUUCAGCAGC